AUGGUGUCCGCCAAGUGGCACACUCCUUACGCGGAAGAUCAGCCAUAUCCACACCUCAUUCUCACCACCCAUGUCCUCGACCGCGGCUUUCAAGCGGGCUCCGUGCUCGGAGUAGCCGUUGGAAUCGUGAGAGCCUUGCGCUCCAGGACCCCCAACCUCUCGGCGGCCAGCAUUAUCACGCGCUCGACCGGAUCCGGUGCCAUCCUCGGCGCGUUGACCAUGGCCAUCGUGCUCCCGAUCCGUAUGGCCGGGAAGGAAAGAAUCGAAUGGCAGGAUCGGGCCUGGAGGCUCCUCGAGAAUAAGGGGCAGGUGGAGGUCGAUAGCUGGACUACGAUUGGGAUGGUGGCGGGGUCCGGAACGACAGCCGUGAUCACGAGGAGGAAUCCGCUGCGACUGAAAGUGUUGGACCAUCUGGUAGGGGGAGCAGCACUUGGGAAUUUGGCUGGUGUUGUCUGGUAUUUGGGAUGGAGAUAUGGCGUGAAUGGAGGACAUAGAGAUUGA
Aspergillus lentulus is the source of this 501-nucleotide messenger RNA. The record is from RefSeq and is a predicted model, not a curated record. NCBI's taxonomy places the organism in Eukaryota, Fungi, Ascomycota, Eurotiomycetes, Eurotiales, Aspergillaceae.